Messenger RNA from Fonsecaea monophora, 3114 nucleotides. RefSeq lists its product as hypothetical. Bases 1 to 3114 code for a protein of 1037 amino acids. Gene Ontology annotation, biological process: L-tyrosine catabolic process. NCBI's taxonomy places the organism in Eukaryota, Fungi, Ascomycota, Eurotiomycetes, Chaetothyriales, Herpotrichiellaceae. The record is from RefSeq and is a predicted model, not a curated record. Gene Ontology annotation, molecular function: 4-hydroxyphenylpyruvate dioxygenase activity. The transcript has 8 exons.
AUGGCGCCCAGUGCUGUAGCCCCAACACCAGUGCCCAUCCAUGAAAUCAGACCCAAAUCGGUCCAUAACAGCAUGGACUCGAUGCAGUCAUUGCCAAACACAUCCAAAAAGGUUGCAAGUUAUCGAGGAUAUGACCAUGUUGCGUGGUGGGUAGGAAACGCCAAACAGGCGGCAGCAUUCUAUGUCUCUCGGAUGGGUUUUGAAAGAAUUGCAUACCGUGGUCUGGAGACGGGGUCGAGAGUGGUGGCCUCGCAUGUUGUCCGCAACGGGGAUGUUGUUUUCGUACUCAGUUCGCCGCUGCAUGGGCCUGACUCCAAGGUCCCCUGGCUGUCUGACGACGAUCGAGCUCUUUUGAAGGAGAUGCACGAUCAUCUGACUACCCAUGGGGACGCUGUCCGCGACGUUGCCUUUGAAGUUGACGACGUUGCUGCUGUAUACGACGCUGCCGUUGCGAAGGGAGCUUAUCCUGUUGCAGCACCAGCAAGCACGAGCGAUGACUUUGGGACCACGAAGACAGCAUCCAUCAGAACAUACGGAGAUACCAUUCAUACCCUUAUCGAGCGACAAAAGUAUCAAGGGGCUUUCUUACCUGGUUAUCGAGCCGUGACAGAUGUCGACAAGACGGCCAAAUACCUUCCGUUGGUCGAUUUGGCCGUGAUCGACCAUUGCGUGGGGAACCAAGAUUGGGACGAAAUGGAGGCCGCUUGCGAGUACUAUGAGAGAACACUGGGCUUUCAUAGAUUCUGGUCGGUGGACGACAAGGAUAUCUGCACCGACUAUUCCGCGCUGAAGUCGGUCGUGAUGGCCAGUCCGGACGAGAAGAUCAAGAUGCCAAUUAACGAGCCUGCCAAGGGCAUCCGGAAAUCCCAAAUAGAGGAAUACAUCGACUUCUAUAACGGCGCAGGUGUCCAGCAUAUCGCGCUGAGAACCGACGACAUCAUCACCACAGUCACCAACCUCAAAGAGAGGGGGAUCGAAUUCAUCAGCGUUCCAGAUACUUACUACGAAACGAUGUCGAAGAGGCUAGAGAGCGCCGGCAUGAAGUUGAACGAAGACUUUACAGCUCUGAAGAAGCUCGGGAUCCUCAUCGACUUUGACGAGGGCGGGUAUCUGCUGCAGCUGUUCACCAAGCACUUGAUGGACAGGCCGACAGUGUUUAUCGAAAUCAUCCAAAGGAACAACUUUUCGGGGUUCGGGGCGGGGAAUUUCAAGGCUUUGUUCGAGGCCAUUGAGAGGGAACAGAUGGCGCGUGUUUCUGCACGCGCCUCAACCAGCAAUGCAGCUACACACGCAGAAGCAGCAGCAGCAGCGAUACGCGCGGAUAUCGCGUCGAGAAAGACAGACCAGGUGGUAGACCAACUGUGUGAUCGCUCUGCAAAGCCCUGGGGAGACCAACAUAGCUCACGGUCUGCGCAGGACGAUGGCCAUCCCGACCGACAACGCGUCCAGAAACUGGAGGCCAGGAUGGAGCAGAUUGUGGACGCAGUCAAUACGCUUGUGGAGCUCCAAUCGGGACAGUCGUCGGCCAGACUCCAUGGGACUUCGACGCCGCAACUCAGCGCCUCGUCCAUUCUGUCCCAGGAAGACAUUCAACACGAUGGCACGGCUCACCCUAGCGUCUCGAGAUUCGAUCCCGUACACCGACCAGAUCCUCCGCCGGACGUGCUCCAGACAUUGGUCAAGCUGUACAUCGACCGAAUUGCAGACCAACCUCUGCCUCUCUUUGACGUCAAAAGAUUGCCUUCUCGUGCGCAGAAAUUCUCAAGAGGGCUUUUAAGAAGCUUUCUUGCCUUGACUGUCAGAUACUCGGACAGUGAUUUCUACAGCAACGGUCGAUUCCGCGCCGUAGACUUCUACAAGAAUUCGGCGUCAGAAUUGUUGUUUGCCCAGGCCGCAGAGCCCUCUGGCGACCUGGAGACUCUGAUGGCUUUCUGCCUGCUGUGCCUCAGCGAGAUUGCAGGCGUGGCUGUGCGAAUGGCCGUAUGCUCCAACACAAUGUUCAAUGCCGCCACGAGUACGACAGUCUCUGCAAACUCCGAGCUGUCCAGAUGUUGCUGGAGCCUGUUCAUACUUGACCGAAUGCACGGGAGCAGCUUUCGUUGUCUUCCGGCCAUUUCUACGGAAGAGGCUAUGCCUGAGAUGCCCCCGGUUGCAAAACGGCCUUCAUUAACUCUGCCAAACAGAUUCGCGGAGUUCGAGGGCGCGGAGGAGAAGGACGCCGGUAUCAACUCCUACGCUUUACAGUUAUUGUCUAUAUGGGGUCGCUUGAUGUCGUACCUCAAGACCAUCAAACAGGGCAAUCUUGAAGAGCCAUGGGCUGCCAACUCGGUGUAUCAACAGAUCAAGUCGGAGAUGUCUCGGUUCGAAACUGUGCUUCCGGAAGCCCACCGAUUCAAGAACAACAGAUUUCAUGACAGGACACCUUCGGAGCUGGAAGAGCAGCGUGCAUAUUGGAUCCCCGGUCGACCACGACUCCGCUCUCCGUCGUUCCUUCAACACGCAACUGACCAAGCGGUGCUGCACUCGGCCUGGGUUGUCCUUGUUCUAAGAUUAUGCGAGGAAAAGCACUUUACCAUUUUCGAUCCAUUUGUUGGUCACUUGGCCUCGAUGAUUACAACUGCGCAGUUCUUUUUGAAAUUCUCAAAGGACGAGUCGCUGGCAGCAAGGGCCUCGAAAGACUUCGAAAUGCUGAGAAGCUAUGUUGAGAAAAUGGCGAAUACCCACAGUCACCUGCUGCACACCGUUUCGAAGCUUUCUAGGCUUGCACAGUUCGCAACAUCACACGUCUAUGCGGCUUCGAAUAGUCCACCAAAGGUCGAGACUGCACUAUUGUGGGAUCUGCUCGACUAUGCAGUGUCAUCGUCACCCGUUGUCGACAGCGGCGACUCCUCCGACAAUGUGGAACUGAACGUGAAUACUCAGUUUCUAUCACCAAUCAACCCAGACACACCCUUACCGCGAACAGCCCUACAUAGCUCUCAAGAGCUUAGCUUGUCUGGGCCAACCAUGUGGAGUGAUGCAACGUUCGAAUUCGACAUGGCUGAUAUCUCGAACUUGCCUGACAUGUCCCCCUUGAUGACGCAAAGUGAGAUCUGGACUGGGGGUCACCUGUGA